Molecule: messenger RNA, 5555 nt
Organism: Dendroctonus ponderosae (mountain pine beetle)
Lineage: Eukaryota; Metazoa; Arthropoda; Insecta; Coleoptera; Curculionidae
Product: patj homolog
Exons: 12
Coding region: 1465-3537 (690 amino acids)
Molecular function (GO): protein binding
Source: RefSeq, a predicted model, not a curated record
AGUUAAUAAUAAGUAAAAUUGAGUAAUUUAUUAAAUCUGCUGAAUUUACUGCUAUUAGUGCAUUACUAGUCUAAGCUCCUGCAAAAAAACUGGUUUAUUCGAAAAAUKUAAUACACUGAAAUGUUUAGUGUAUUAACUUAGAAAGCACGAUUCGUUUAGCAAAACUUWAUAAACAAAUAAAUUGAAACUUUGUUAAGCAAGUGCAAUGCAAUAUUUUACAAAGAAUAGUUKAAAUUUUGCAYAGAAUCGAAUGGCUACUUCGCUUUAAAGCUGAAGCAAAAUGUUGCUAGGGGGUUGAAACAAUUUCUGACAGCCCAAACCCCAUAAAACCUAUUUUCCACUUUUACAUUUUUUGCUAUCCAGGGAUUUCUCUUGCGCGUAGUUGUAUUUCGUAACAUAAGGCAAGAAACAUGCCGUUUUAAAUAACCCUCUUUCUUUAUUAUAUUAACUUUUCGCGUUUUAAAUUUGGUGCUCAAAUUCAUUAUUGUGUUAAUUUCAAACACUUGAAAUUUAUGUUUGUUCUACCUUCCUUUGCUCCCGUCUUUGGCUUAUCUCAGCUAUUGUUAGUUGUUACGCAAAAAUACUGAAUGCUUCAACUCAGUAAUUUCUUGCUACUUAAUCUUUAAUUUAGUAAUAAUAAUAAACUUGCAUCGAUUGAAAAGUUUUCCGGGCGUAUAAGCCAUGGACCAUUGAAACUGCUUCGUUCCUUCUUACCGCCCUUACAAGCCAAAUAAAUCAAAGCAUUCAUUGCACCAACAAUACUUUGCAGUAUAAUAAAACCUAUUAAUUUUACAUUAAUACAGUGUAUAAUAAUAGAACAGCAUUUUAAUUCAUUGCUAAUGGCUAUUCGCUAAAACUAGUACAAAGAAACCACGCCUUAGAAACAUUAAUGAUUAAUUAGGCUUCUAUAGCGCUAAUUGGCUCUGCGUAAAUGAAGAAGUAUUUUUCAUCCCUUUGUUAGGGGGCGGCCCUACCCUGCUUAAUAUGCGUUCGUAAUUAAAUCACUCUAAAAGAAAGGGAAACCGAAUCAAUUCGAUGGCGGGAUUCGACAUUACUUCGUAUCUCUUCUGUACUUCUACACAUAGAAUUUUGCUAUGUUUUUCUCUUUUUCACUAAGCGCAGGCCUGAGAAACGAUUCACCCCAAAUAUGUCGAAAUCCACAACCCUAGAACACUAAACAGUAGUGCGGGUGAAUUUUUACACUUAAACUGGUUAAACCCCGAUGGUUUAUUCGCCUUCCAACUAGCGGAAUGAAUUGUCGAUUUUCAAAAUUUUUCCAAUUAUUUGUACUGAAAAUGUGCUUUUAUCGGUCAAUAAAACAAAGUAAUUGGCAAUAAUUCGAAAUUCGAAGAAAUUUAGGCUACUGUUAAAUCGAUAUACCGACAGUUAGACCUUGUUAAACAAUUGGAAAAGCGCCAAAUUUAAAAUCAAUGUAGUAAGAAAUGGUUUUUGAGGGAGCAAACAAUGGUUUUGAGCACAGAGUGGUCUCAGGUGGAAGUUAUUGAUCUGGUUAAUGAUGGUUCAGGAUUAGGGUUUGGGAUUGUUGGUGGGCGUAGCACGGGGGUCGUCAUAAAAUCAAUUCUUCCCGGCGGAAUAGCUGAUAAAGACAGCCGAUUACAAAGUGGUGAUCAUAUUCUGCAGAUUGGGAAUGUUAAUUUGAGGGGAUUUUCAGCGGAACAAGUCGCUUCAGUUCUAAGGCAAACUGGAUCUGAAGUGAGAAUGGUGGUAGCUCGACCAAUUGAACCCACUUCCAUAGACUUUGAAACGUAUCGAUGUAGCGCUCCGAUUGUUCCAACUAAGAUUCUGACUGAUUCUGAAGAACUGGAUCGACAUCUGCUGCAAAAUGGGUAUUCUACAUAUUUUGAUAUAAAAAAAGAUUCUAACAUUAUAGAAGAAAAUUGCGAAAUAGAACCAGGUAUUAUAUGCGACUCCAUCAAACCCACCAUAGAUGUAAUAGAAAAUGGCUUUGAAGUCAAUGAAAAUUUUGGUGCUAUCAGUAAAGUGAAGAGUGCGGAUAUUUGUGAAACUGUGCAUUUCAAAAACAAUAACAAUAUUGAUUACAGCAACUUAACUUCGCCGAAAUGCGAAUCACCCGAUGAAAGUGAGAGUCCAGUAAGUACUAGUCAGAUAAUUGUAACACCAGUUGAUUUCAAAUACAAAGAUCCCGAAACGGAGAAAUAUACGGUUAUUCUCAAUAAGAAAGAGACUGGAUUAGGUAUCACUGUGGCUGGAUAUGUAUGCGAGCGGGAGGAUUUGAACGGCAUUUUUAUCAAACAAGUUGCAGAAGAAUCGGAAGCAUUUAAAUGCAACUUAAUUAAUGUUAAUGACCGAAUUAUAGAAGUUAAUGGAAAAUCGUUGCUUGGUUUAAGCAAUCAACAAUCGGUGUCAGUGCUAAAGGAAACUGGAAAUUCAGUUCAAUUAACUUUUGAAAGAUAUUUAAGCGGUCCUAAAUUUGAGCAAUUGCAAGAAGCUUUAGCUACACAAGAAAGAAGAGAGAAGAACUCACCUUCACCUUCCAUCCAAACUUUAACUUGGAUUCCCAUUGACAAUAAUGAGCGAAAUGUGACUAAGCCAGAAAAAGAGUCACUAGCAUCCGACCAAAACCCUGAGACCAAAGAAAUCUUCAUUGAGGAAGACUUCAAGUCAAAUCCGGAAGAAGAUUUAGAGACUGUGAUAAAGCAAAAGUGGGAAAACCUCUUAGGCAAAGAUUCAAAUAUUGUUGUAGCCAAUCUGACGAAAUUAAAAGGGCUGGGAAUCAGUUUGGAGGGUACAGUUGAUGUGGAAGACGGAGUCGAAUUACGUCCAAGACACUAUAUAAGGUCCAUUCUGCCUGAAGGCCCGGUAGGCCAAAAUGGAAAACUAAGUCCCGGUGACGAAAUCCUAGAAGUGAAUGGCCAGAAGUUACUAGGCAUAUCUCAUGUAGCCGUAGUGAAGAUACUUAGGGAACUUCCUAACGCUGUGCGAUUGGUCUGUUCCAGGAAAGACUUGGAUAACAGAGUAAUCAACACAUCUCAAGAUCGAGAGGCUUUCCAGCAAAGAAACAUUUUAGGUGGCAGUUUGAAAAAUUUACUACCCCAGCCCGAACAGCGCUUGAUUAAAGCUUUAAGUGAUACAAGCCUACAUACAUCUAGCACAGUAACAGUAACCGAUGAACAGAGUAGCCUGAAGAAAGAAAAAUCGCGCUCCUUGGAAAUUACAAACGUUGCCAUGUGGAGUGAAGAAGUGGACAAUGUAAAACUGGUGAAGAACGACAGAGGUCUUGGAUUCUCAAUUUUAGAUUAUCAAGACCCGGUUGAUCCCAAGUCUACCAUUAUAGUUGUGAGGAGUCUGGUUCCAAAUGGACCUGCUGAAGCCAACGGUCAAAUAACUCCAGGAGAUAGAAUAAUAAGUGUGAAUGAUGUAAUCAUCAAAAACUUCACACUAGACCAAGCUGUGCAGACCUUAAAAGGCACUUUGCCAGGAAUUGUUACUUUAGGAAUAUCGAAACCUCUGCCUUGUUCUCGACAGAGUGAAGCUGUGAGCAGCAGUAUUACGUAGCUGAGUAAAGGUAAAUGGAAAGUGCAAUGGAAGAAAGAACGUUAAAAAUUUGAUCAACUUUAUGGCAUAUUUUAUUAGAUUAAAAUUGCCGCAAUCAGUAAUCAGGUUUUAUGCACAAAAGGUAAAUAUUUUACUUACUCAAAUAAUGUGGAUUCAAUUUUUGGAUUUGGAGAAUGUUCAGCGGACUGAAUUCAGUAAAAUUUUAAAUGAGUGUAUAAGUAUUAUACUUAGAUGUUGGUUUUAUCAAAUGCACUGAAUCUUUUAAAAUAUUUGUGUUUAUAGCUAUAUAUUUUAUAUGUUUUACUAGCCGCUGUCGCAACACAUACGAAAUCUGAUAUAUAUUUCUGGAUAUAUGUUUAUUUUUUUAAUUAUUAAUGGUUCAAAUGAGUUUGAAAAUCCCUUUUAAUUUUUUGUUAGAAAUAUUUUUAUCCCCAUAUUUAUGACUUGCGGAAUUGACUUUCUUAUUGCAAUACCAUUACCUAUACAAAGCAUCUUAUCAGUGACAAUAAAGUAAAUUUUAGUUAAAUUAAUCAUAUGCUUUACUCUUAUACAAACAUACUAUGUAUUGUGGAUUCGAUGUUUCUAAAUUUGUGUUGUUUGGUUGAAAAAAUGCUACACAAUUAUGUCAUCAUGCAAUAAAAUUAUUUAAAUUCAAGUAACAAAACCAUCUACAUUCAAUAAUCACUCUCGUAUGCGAUGUAAAACGUAACUAUCAAUCGUUACAUUAAGCAAGAGAUAAAUCUUGUACAAAAUAACUUAAGUUAGUGCUAGUUUAUUUACUGCUGUGAUACUCAUGAUCUUCUCAUUGUCAAUAUUUAAGUUGUGAACGUUAACAAGUAACGUUAACGUUUAGUUUAUUAUAUAGACUUGAAAAUUAAACCACAGAAAAGGUACCAUCUUGCUGUAUGAUAUGACUAUCUUUGAACUGUAAAUCUCAGAAUGUAAAGACAAUGUAAAUGUAAAUGUCAUAAGAUGUAAGCCAACAGAAGGCUUACAGAAUACCGCAGACAAGAAAUAAUGCUAAUAUUUCUACAAGUGUAUAGCCAUUCUUAGCACAAUCACUGCUGCCUUUUAGAUUUAUAUUUAAGAAAAACAAUUUUCCAAUUAAAGGUAGUUUUUUAAAUCAAAAUGAAAACAAUUUGUCAGACAUGCAUUUGCAGUUAUAUUUGCGAACAGUGUAUAAAAUACGCCUGAAGAAUUUGUUUUUGAUGUAUUCAGGUACUUACCUGUCAUAAUUAACUGAAUUCGUAUUAAGUAAAUGUAAUAUUUUAUUAAUGUAAAUGUAAAAUGUUGGGAUGAUGUAAAGACUGUACAAUACAAGCAACGAAGAACAGAAGAGAUUCCUGAUGAAUCGUGAAAUGACUGGAACUGGGUGUAAAACGAUAUGCAAACUAAUUUGCCCUAAAAAUAUAUAUUUUUAAAAUUAUUUAAAACAAAUGUUGGUCCUCGGUUUGGAAGUAUUAAUGGUAUAUUUAAAACUAAAUUGACUUAAUUUGGUACAUUUUAACGGUGUCUAUAAAAUAAAAUCUCAAUAGUUUUGCAUUUUGAAUUAGAAAGUAAAUGUUUAUAUCUAAUGUGUUCUAUAGUUCACUAAAAUCAAAAAUGCAAGCUAGUUUCGUUUAGAUGAGCUAAAUAAAACAAAUACAGUUCUGUCCUCGCUACAAAAUUUUAUGUAUAUCCAAAUAUUUCCAUUACUUUCAUGCGAUAUUUAAAUACAUAGUGGGUCACUUUUUAGCAGCUUUAGGAUUACAAAAGUGAAAAAUCGAUUUUAUAUUAUUUACCGUGAGUUUGUUAUUGGAGUUUCAACUUAACAACAAAAUGAAUCUACAUUUUAUAGGAUAGCUGGAAAUAAGUGACUCACUAAGUUAAAUGAUUUUAGUAACGUUUCCAGGCAAACGUUUGCAUUCAAGUCUAGCGAUUCAUGUUUUAUUAAACAUUGUUGUCUACCUCGUUUACUAUUUUAAAACAUUUGUGCAUCCCUCUUUUAUGAAAUAUACGAUAUGCAUUUUUUAGUUGAA